AUGUCCUGGAAGCUUACCAAGAAGUUGAAGGAGACGCAUCUUGCGCCUUUAACGAAUUCCUUCACCCGGUCUUCAUCCACAUCCACCAUCAAAGGUGAAUCUGGCGAAGAGACUCCAGUAGUUUCACAGACUCCGAGUAUCCCAUCCACAAAUUCGAAUACAAUCAAUGCUUCGGAAUCACUCGUCUCGCCCCCUGUGGAUCCGGUCAAGCCUGGUAUCUUGAUAGUCACCCUUCAUGAAGGGCGGGGCUUCGCACUUUCCCCGCACUUCCAGCAGGUCUUCACAAACCAUUUCCAGAACAACAAUUACUCAAGCCCCGUUCGUCCUAGCUCCUCUUCCUCCCACUCUGCCCAUGGACAGGCAACCUCCUUCGCGCAGAACGGUCGUCCGCAGUCUACCAGUGGUGGCAUUAACGCCGCACCUACCAUCCAUGGCCGCUACUCGACCAAGUACCUCCCUUACGCCCUUCUAGACUUCGAGAAGAAUCAAGUUUUCGUUGAUGCCGUCUCGGGCUCCCCGGACCAUCCGCUCUGGGCUGGCGACAAUACUGCCUUCAAGUUCGAUGUCUCUCGCAAGACGGAAUUGAACGUUCAGCUAUAUCUGCGCAACCCAGCGGCUAGACCUGAUGUCGGUCGCAGUGAGGACAUCUUCCUUGGCGCGGUCAAGAUUAUGCCUCGUUUCGAAGAAGCCCAGCCGUAUGUGGAGGAUCCCAAGCUUAGCAAGAAGGACAACCAGAAGGCAGCUGCGGCUCACGCAAAUAACGAGCGUCACCUGGGUCAACUCGGCGCAGAAUGGUUGGAUCUUCAAUUUGGCGCGGGCUCCAUCAAGAUUGGUGUUUCCUUUGUCGAGAACAAGCAACGUAGCUUGAAAUUGGAGGAUUUCGAUCUUUUGAAGGUUGUGGGUAAAGGCAGUUUCGGCAAAGUCAUGCAGGUCAUGAAGAAAGACACUGGCCGAAUCUACGCCCUCAAGACCAUCCGAAAGGCUCACAUCAUCUCGCGGUCGGAAGUCACCCAUACCCUGGCAGAGCGGUCUGUGCUUGCGCAGAUCAACAACCCUUUCAUCGUCCCUUUGAAGUUCUCAUUCCAGUCUCCUGAGAAGCUCUAUCUGGUUUUGGCCUUUGUCAAUGGCGGCGAAUUGUUCCAUCAUCUCCAACGAGAGCAGCGCUUCGACAUCAAUCGUGCCCGUUUUUAUACCGCCGAGCUUCUCUGCGCGCUCGAGUGCCUUCACGGCUUCAAGGUCAUCUACCGUGAUCUGAAGCCCGAAAAUAUCUUGCUCGAUUACACAGGACACAUUGCUUUGUGCGAUUUUGGUCUAUGCAAGUUGGACAUGAAGGACGAAGAUCGAACAAACACGUUCUGUGGCACACCCGAAUAUCUUGCACCCGAGCUCCUGCUCGGCAAUGGUUAUACAAAGUCUGUCGACUGGUGGACCCUCGGUGUUCUUCUCUAUGAGAUGUUGACGGGUCUCCCGCCAUUCUACGAUGAGAACACGAACGAUAUGUACCGGAAGAUUCUCCAGGAACCCUUGACUUUCCCCAGCAGCGAUAUCGUACCUCCUGCCGCUCGCGAUCUUCUCUCCCGCCUACUUGACCGUGACCCUCAGCGUCGCCUGGGCGCCAACGGUGCCGCAGAGAUCAAGUCUCAUCACUUCUUUGCCAACAUAGAUUGGAGAAAGUUGCUUCAGAGGAAGUAUGAGCCUAGCUUCCGGCCGAACGUGAUGGGUGCAUCCGAUACUACCAACUUUGAUACAGAGUUCACCAGGGAGCCCCCGCAGGACUCCUUUGUAGACGGACCUGUCUUGUCUUCGACUAUGCAGCAGCAAUUUGAAGGUUGGUCCUACAACAGACCGGUUGCUGGACUCGGCGAUGCCGGCGGCAGUGUGAGGGAUCCGUCUUUCGGUAGCAUCCCGGAGUAA
Messenger RNA from Aspergillus clavatus NRRL 1, 1914 nucleotides. RefSeq names its product serine/threonine-protein kinase. Bases 1 to 1914 code for a protein of 637 amino acids. NCBI's taxonomy places the organism in Eukaryota, Fungi, Ascomycota, Eurotiomycetes, Eurotiales, Aspergillaceae. The transcript is spliced from 6 exons. Gene Ontology annotation, biological process: protein phosphorylation. Gene Ontology annotation, molecular function: ATP binding; protein serine/threonine kinase activity. The record is from RefSeq and is a predicted model, not a curated record.